Messenger RNA from Aureobasidium vineae, 1302 nucleotides. Lineage: Eukaryota; Fungi; Ascomycota; Dothideomycetes; Dothideales; Saccotheciaceae. The record is from the annotation of a GenBank genome assembly.
AUGGCAGACGACACCACCGACAGUGGUCCUCCAACGACCGUGAAUUCUCCUGUCUUCAGACUCAUGAAUCUGCCGAACGAACUGAUUAGGAAGAUCUGCGAUGAUCGCGGAUUCCGAGCCAAAGAUCUCCAGGCGCUUCGACUCACAAACAAACACAUAUGCCACUAUGUCACAGACCGAUUUGCCAGAAAAUGCUUCCGCGAGAUCACGGUCUUGAUGUCGCAUUCUUCCCUACUAGCGUUCUGUGAGCUAUCGCAUCAUCCCUUCUUUGGACUAGUAGUGGAGACAAUCAACAUCUCCCUUAUGUUCGUUCUACGUGAAGGCAUCGAGGUCCUCCCUACACCUACAACACAUGAAGUGAUUGAUCUAGGCCAGCCCGCACACCGUACCAGAUCUCUACAGUAUGCGAGAACCUUCCUAAACCCAUUGUGCGAGGAGCGCGAGACGAAGACUUUCGGGACUGCAGAGCGAAUGCAUGCCAUGGCAUUCAAGGUAUUUGCAUACAGAGGACAGUCGAUCUCUCUACAGUUCUCGGAAAACGAGGAGUGCGCGAUUGGUGCAAGACACCUCCUCUACGACGAAGAUUAUGGAAGGAAAAUCUUCUGGCAUCUGGACUGGCAGACAACAGUUGAAAGAACCAUAAGAGCAGCCUCCAAUCAAGGCUGCAAGAUCGAUGGACUCUUGUUCAGUGAUACCAACCGCGCAGACUCUGUCAAUGGCACAAGUCUUUGCCUUGACGACAUCGGGAGACAGUUGGGCGUUGUGUGCUCACAGUUGAGAAAGCUUGACAUUGCAUUCGGAGAAACAGAUCCUGCGACCACCAUAAGAUCCGUCAGGCGUAUGGUGUUGGCAGCCCAUAANCUUGAAAGUCUUGCAUUGCACGAGCUGAGCGAGUACGAUGACAGAUACCAACUUCUGCACCUUCUGGAGAUAUUGCUAUGCGUCACUUCACCAAAUUUGCAGUGCAUUCACCUCAGAUGUUUCCAAAUGCCGAAAUUGGAACUAGACACGUUCCUCGGUAGAUACAGUGGAACUCUGAAAGAGCUCAAAUUAAUGGAGCUAUGCAUCUUUACGGAGAACUGCAUGUCGCUAGUAGCUUGGAUCAAAGACAACUUGCCUGGUCUCUUACACUUCUACCUUGACGAGUUUUGUAUCCACAGCCCGCAGACAUCGUGCUGCCAUGAGGACGACUACAGUGACGAAUAUUUGAUCGACUACGGCGAGGAUAUGCAAGCCCGCCCUGCCGAAAUACUUGACGAACAGUCAACUAUUGCCAACAGGGUUGAGGAAAUCGAAGAUUGA